GCAUGCACCAGUCCAGCCUGUGCCUAUCUUCUUCCUCCUGUUCCUCUCCCCAUUCCCCUCCUCUCUUGUCAAGAACCCUAGCCGCCGCACUGCUGCUGCUGCUCCACAUCGUCGACCGCACCCCUGCUGCUACACGUCCACGUGCUGCCGCCCCUGCUACUCGAUCCCCGGCGACGCCCCUGCUGCUACUUCUCAUCGUCGGCAGGAGCUCCAGCCGGCGCCGCCCCCACCAGCAAGCGAGCAUGGCGGCGGUGACCAUGCUGGAGGCCACUUGAAUCGCAUCCCCGAGCACCUCUGCCGAAGAUUUGAAGCUCCCCCACUGCAAUGUCAUCCUCGGCCCCGAAAUCUCCAUAAAGAAGAUUCCCUAUGAGCACAAUUGCCCUACUACAAAGCUUGUAGACAGCAAAAUGGCAACACAAAGUUGGAUUGCAGAGAAGCUUGUUGAUUGGGUGAAGAAAAACCCAGGAGAGGGAGCAAAGGCAGCGAAAACUAAGUUGGAGGGUGACUUCAACUUCAAGCUGAAGUAUUCCAAGGCUUGGGAAGGUAUGAAGAUAGCUCUAGAAGAAAUGCAUGGUAAAUAUGAGGAUAGUUUUCAGUUGUUGUUCAAUUGGAAACAGAGAUAGAGAAGAGAUGCCCUGGUAGUAUUGUUGAAAUUGAUUUGGUCAAGGAAAAAGAUAAGUACUAUUUCAACAGAGUCUUUGUAGCUUUCAAACCCUGCAUAGAUGGUUUCUUAGCUGGAUGUCGACCAUACAUAGGAGUAGAUGCAACUGCACUGAAUGGCAAAUAUGUUGGUCAAUUAGCAUCAGCGACCGGAGUUGAUGGACACAUCUGGUUGUAUUAUGUAGCAUAUGCCAUAUUUGAUUCAGAGACUAUAGAAAACUGGGUAUGGUUUAUGCAGCAGCUGCGCAGGGCUGUAGGAUGUCCACCAGGGCUAGUAAUUUCCAGUGAUGCUUGCAAGGGACUAGAAAACGCAGUUGAAAAAAUAUUCCCCAAGUGCGAAUAUAGGGAGUGUAUGCGGCAUUUAUACCAAAAAUUUAUGAAGAAAUUCCAUGGUAAAGUGUACACAGACCAUUUGUACCCAGCUACUAGGGGAUUCACAGAGCACAAAUUUAGAUGGCAUAUGCAGAAGAUAUUUGAGGCAGAUCCAAGUGCCAUAGAGUACCUUGAGAAACACCAUAAUAGGAUUUGGUAUAGGUGCGCCUUUGGUGUGGAUAGCAAGGUUGAUUAUCUCACUAACAAUAUUUCUGAAAGUUUUAACAAGCAAAUCAAAGAUUUGAAAGGGUUAAAUUUGUGUGAGCUACUGGAUAGGAUUAGAGAGCUAAUAAUGGUGAAGUUUAAUGUGAGGAGGCAUGUUGGUAGGUAUUUGGCUGGCAUAAUCUUGCCCGAGGUUCUCAAGAGGCUCAAUGCACUCAGUAAAACAAUUGGGCCCCAUAAAGUGGCGUGGAAUACAGAACAUGAGGCAGAGAUUACACUAUAUGAUGUGAAAGCAUAUGACCAGAGGCACACGGUUGAUCUAAAACAGAGAACAUGCUCAUGCCGGAAAUUUCAAGUUUCUGGGCAGCCAUGCAUUCAUGCAUUGACUUUCAUUUGUUCAAUGAGGGGUGCAAAUAUUGAGUCAUUUGUUGAUGAGUAUUACAGUGUGGCAAAAUUUCAGGCUGCUUAUGCUGGGGCAUUGCCAACCAUGACAGAUAGGACACAAUGGGAGCAAGUUGACCUUGGAUUCAUGGUUUACCCACCUGUACAAGAGAAAAGGCCACCUGGAAGGCCUAGGGUUCAAAGAAUUAGAGGAUUUCUUGAAGACCCAGGCAGGAAAGUAGUGAAAUGCAAAAAAUGCGGUCGAAAUGGCCACUUUGCGAAAACUUGCAAUCUCCCUCCUUUAGUUAUUGCAGAACCACCACCAAUGGAGCACACUCCUACUAAAAGAGAGAGAGAUGCUACUGCAACCGAGGAGGAAGUUGUGGAAGAUGACGAACCUAUCGCAAAUUAUAAAAGACAGAAGACUCCUGUCAAGAAGAACACGCCGGUCAAGAAGACAACGCCGGUCAAGAAGAAGACGCCGGCUAAGAAAAUGACGCCGGUCAAGAAGAAAAAGACGUCGGUCAAGAAGACACCGGUUAAGAAGAAGACGCCAGUCAAGAAGAAGACUCCGGUCAAGGGGAAAGGCAAGCAAAGUGAAGGUACCGGAAAGGAGAAAACUGCAGGGAAGAAGAGCAAAAAACUGCAGUUUGUUACACCAUCUACUAGUGAUGCUGUUCUCAAGCCAACUCUAGGAACUAAGAAAAAUUUGCUUUAUUGGCUUGGGGGCUGAAUUUGCUUGAACUGGACCAUGUAUGUGUAUGUGAUGCUCAAACUGGAGCUUCAACCUCUGUGUGUGUGUGUGUGUGUGUGAUGCUCAAACUGGAGCUUGAACUUGUAUGUGUGAGGCUCAAACUAGAGCUUGAACUUGUGUGUGGGAUGCUCCAACAUGAGCUUUAAGACUAUUUUGGUUCAUCUACUGUUGAUGCUCAAAAUGGAGCUUUAAGACUA
Aegilops tauschii subsp. strangulata is the source of this 2526-nucleotide messenger RNA. Lineage: Eukaryota; Viridiplantae; Streptophyta; Magnoliopsida; Poales; Poaceae. The record is from RefSeq and is a predicted model, not a curated record.